This is a messenger RNA of Rasamsonia emersonii CBS 393.64, 606 nucleotides long. RefSeq lists its product as uncharacterized. The transcript has 2 exons. The record is from RefSeq and is a predicted model, not a curated record. NCBI's taxonomy places the organism in Eukaryota, Fungi, Ascomycota, Eurotiomycetes, Eurotiales, Trichocomaceae. Gene Ontology annotation, biological process: carbohydrate metabolic process. Gene Ontology annotation, molecular function: isomerase activity. Gene Ontology annotation, cellular component: intracellular anatomical structure. Bases 1 to 606 code for a protein of 201 amino acids.
AUGACUACUUCUACUGCGUGUCCUACUCCUACUACCACGACGACAACCCCCGCGACAAAGCUCCCCCCACUCAAAAUCUCCAUAGCCAGCGACGAGACAGGAUACGAGUACAAAGAAGCCCUGAAGGCCCAUCUGGAGCAGAACCCCCACGUGGCCGUCGUCACUGACGUCGGGGUCCACGGAGCAGAAGCAACAACCGCUGAAGCAGACGGAGAAACAGAAAGAGAAGGCGAAGGCGAAGGCGAAGGCGAAGGAGAAAGAGGAGAGACGGCAUACGCCCAUCCGGCCGUCAAGGCCGCGAUGCUGGUCAAGACCGGCACGGUGGAUCGCGCCCUGCUCGUCUGCGACACGGGCAUGGGUGUCGCCAUCGCCGCGAACAAGGUCCCCGGGAUCAGGGCCGUCACGGCGCACGACCCUUACAGCGUUGAACGCGCCAUCCUGAGCAACGACGCCCAGGUCCUCUGCUUCGGGCACAAGGUCAUCGGCAUCGAGGUCGCCAAGAGGCUGGCUUCGGACUGGGUCAAGUUCAGGUUUGAUCCGAAGAGUUCGAGCGCGGAGGAGAUUGCUGCUAUUCACGGCCGGAAAGAAACGUUGAUUCUGGCGUGA